This is a messenger RNA of Schistosoma mattheei, 5834 nucleotides long. The record is from the annotation of a GenBank genome assembly. Lineage: Eukaryota; Metazoa; Platyhelminthes; Trematoda; Strigeidida; Schistosomatidae.
CACGGACUGAAGAUCGAAAUUGUUGCCAAGGUUGGCGCGUAUGUCGAGGUACUACGCUCCAGUUAUUUUUUGAAGGGAUAGUAUCAGAUUACUUGAUCGUGCUUCUGUCAGUACACCCGAACUACCUUCCAUCAGUCGACAAUACUUUAAGAACUCCAAAGGUUUUUUCACCUACUACCACUGAUGCCGUCGUCUAGGACAGCUAGGAUAAAGCGAAAUUCCGUACCGGAUAGGUGCACAAUCAUCAAGUGUAUGAGGAAAACAAUCUUCACUUUUGUUUUCUUAUUGAUCGGUCUUUCAACAGGACUCAUAGGACCAAGUAUUCUAUAUCUGGAAAAGUUAGCUGGCUCACGAGAGGAUGAAACAGCUCUUGUUUUUACGUCGAAGGCCGUUGGGUGUAUUGGUGGAUGGAUAGUUAGCUGUUUAUUACUGGAUUCAGAAGGUUCUACUAAACCAAAUGAUUUAUUAAGUGUUGGACUUUUCGGCCUAGUGAUAUCCAAUGGUCUUAUUAUUUUCGUUAAACAUCUUUGGUGGAUGCUGGCAGUUUUUUUUCUUCAAGGUUUAUUUGUAACAAUUUCUUUGCAAGGAUGUGUUUAUCAUCGUGAGAACGUAAAACACCGGCUCCACAUUGUGCCACAAUAUUUAACAAGUGUUUUCUUAUUGGGUUGUGUAUUUACUCCAUAUUUUAUUUUAUUUAUUGAGCCAAAUCUAAAUGCCAUUACAUCAUUAGAUGUUCAUCCCAGUACUACACUGAAUGAACCACAGCAUUCACAUGAUCAUAACUUCAUUUCAAACGUAUCUAAUGUAAUUCCCAUUAAGUUUGUUGAGAGUAGCAGUAAUCGCAUUAGUAAACACAAUGAAAUUUCUCCACUUAUUCGUAUCCCUCGACAAAUUUCAGUUAGUACCCCACUACUGAAUAAAUCUAAUUUUGGUCUCCAAACAACACCUCAAACCACUAUGGACAUUAAUCAUAAUAAAAUAUCUACUGAUAAAUCUCACAAUUUAAAUCUAAUCAUACCUAAUUUUACGUCAACAAACGAAAUCAAUAUAAAUGAAACAUCACAUAACAUUACAGUGAACUCUUCUUCGGUUACUAUCAAACCUACAAUCAAGAAAAAGCCGUCAGUCAAUGAUGCCAAACAUUUAAACCAAGAUAGUUCAUCUGCGGAUGGUAGUAAAGCAGCGUCUAAAAUGAAGAAACUUACUGAAGAGCGUCAAAUUGAGGAAUUAGACGAUGAUCCAUCUACUCAUAAACCACUGACCUCUGUCGUUAAUCCAAAUAAACUUCAAAAUCCUGUAGUCCAAAACCAGUCUACUAUUACCACUACUAAUAUGUUAAUGAACAUUACGAAUUUAAAUUCUACCAAACAAUCGAAUAAUAAUGAUGCUAUCUCUAAAAUUUCUACAAAUUCUUCCUCUAGCCAUCUUUCACUUCACUUGAACAAUGUUUCAACAGGAUUUCCACAUGACUCUAAAAUUGUUAAAGAUCAUAAAUCUAAUGAAAUUUUCAUUAAUAAUAUGAAUUCAACAAAAAAUAUUUACAUAUCUAAUGCCUCUAAACCAAUAACUAAGAAUAAAGUAAUACUUGGCAUGUAUAACAUUACCGAUGAAAUUGGGUUAAUAACUAAUAACUCUUCUACUCAAUUCACAUUCAGUAAAUUUCCACCUGUAUUACAGUCAAACGAUAUUAUUGUAGUUAUCAAUUCAACAAAUCAUAAAUAUCAUCAUCAUCGUAUUGCUGAACACUCGUUAGAUAAAUCUCAUCAUAAUCUGUUACCGUUUCAACAUCCAGUAGAAUCAGUUCAGAAAGUUUAUCUACUACUAAGUAUUAUUUCAAUGAUACUUUGGCUGUUGACAAUUCCAUUAACAAGUUGGUGUGAAUCGAUAUUUAUUCGUUACUUUGAUCUUCAGAUCAUAGAUGAUAAUAAUUUCGAGCUUAUUUCCGCUGGCAAACUCUCGUCACCAAGUGUGAUGCAACGAUCAGAUACUGAUAGUAAUGAAAAUCAUUCUGAAGAAGGUCUCAAAUCAAGAUUACUUGGAGGAUCAGAUGAAGACGAUAGUGAGUCGGAUUCAGUUGAACUAUGGAAUCGAAGUCAUUUUAUUGAUAACAACGAAGAGCUAGUCUGUCAUUCUGAUUCUGAAUUGAAUGAUGAUGGUGUUGUUCUGAAAAAUUCCUUAAUUAAAUCAUCUUCAGGAAAUAAUCUUUCUGGUUAUUCAGUGUCUAAAUCGAUGACAGUAUUAAAUCCUAAUGUUGUUGAUGAUAUUACCUCCUCUAUGACUGAUUAUUCUGUAUUUGAAACUCAUUGGCCAAGAAUUCAAUGGCCAUCAAAUUUUUGGCUGUUAUUAUCUAUAUUUCUAAAUAGUGGUUUGGAGACAACAUAUGCUGGCUUUGUUGCUAGUCUCACUAUCCGUUAUCUUCUUUGGUCUCCAACAUUAGCAAUAAUUGUGACCAGUUUGUUUUGGCUUGGUAAUCUCGUUGGCUUUUUAGUUCGUUUAUUGAUAAUCAAUAUAAAAUGGCCAGAUUUACGAGAUACUUUACCCGGUAUUUCAAACAGUCAGCUAUUAUCUAAGCGUAUAUAUUCAACUAGAAAACAUCGUCGUAAUUAUGCAAAGAAUACAAAAUCAUCAAUAAUCAUUACUAUCAUACAAUUGUGUGGAUGUUUUAUUUGUGUAACUAGUUCUAUUGCAUUAACAUAUUUAUCAAUGUCAACUGGAAGAUGUUCCACAACAUCAUCAUCAUCAUCCCUAUUAAACAUGAAUUCAUUAUCUCAUCCUUAUAUAACAUGGUUAAUUGGUAGUUUUUGUUUUGGUAUUGGUAUUGGUUUAUCAUCUUCUUAUACUGGUACAUUAAUGACUAUACAUUUAACUACAAAUUUAUUUUUUUCUAAUUCAUAUCAUAUUCAAUUAGCUACAUUUUUUGGUCAAUUAUUAAUGCCAGCAUUAAUUGCUAUGCUUCAUCAUCAAGCAUUAUUUUGGCGAUAUUCAUGUGUACAUAGUAUUAGUGUAUUAUGUUUAAGUAUAUUAAUGAGUUGUUCAUUAAUUAGUCAUUUUAUCAUUGAAACUAUUGAAAAUAAACGUAAUAAUUUAUUGAAAUCAUCUAAAACUAAUCGAAACAAUAAUCAUGAUACACAUUUACAAUAUUCUAAUGGGAAAAUUACAAUACCAUAAUUAGUUUAUAAAUUCUAAUAGGGAUAGGUAAUGAUUAUCUUCAAGAAAACUGAUGAUAACUUCUAAUAUCGUUAUUAUUUUGUUUAUUGCAAAUGUCUUUCAUCAAACUUGUCUUCAUGUGGUUAAUUGCUUUAACCUGUAAUAGUUUAUUGUAAUUAUAUAUGUUAUUUGUAUAAUACUAAUACUAACCCUCCUUCUUCUUCCUACUCCCCUUCCCCUCCUCUCUAGUCUGAUAAUAAUGGUAUUUUGUUCAUUUGAUUGCAUUUUGUACUGUACCAUUUGUAUGUGUACUCACCUAUAUUUUUUUAUUACCGCCUUAUUUUCAUAGGUUAUCUGCAAGUUUGAUCUGUUGUUAUUUUAAUAUACUUCAUUAUGUCAUACAUUGAAUCUAUUUGGUUUAAUACCUUAUUUUGUUUAUGAUAUUGAAUUAUAAAUGCAAACAACACAUUUUAUCAAUUGGUUUUUCCUUCAAAUAGAUAGAACUAAUCCUCUGACGUAUAGCUUCAGUUUAUCGCUUUAAAAAUUAGUAGUAAUUUAAUAUAAAUUAUUCACUAAAUACAGAUUGAUGUAUUCCACUUUAAGUCGCUUUAUUUGUGUUUGAAGGUCUAUGGUACUACCUUAAUCACACCUGUUAUCCCUAGUGGAGCAUUGGUCGCUAACUAGGAGUCUCCGAGCUACUCUGUUCUAGGUUCUCCUUUCCAUCUAUCGCCAAGUUCCAUUGAUUCUUUUGAUGUCUGCCUCCAGUUUGUGACCCAACAUGUUUUUUUCGUCGGCCUCUUUUCUUUUUCCCAAUUUAUGGCUUACUCUAUGAAACAGUCUGAUGAUUUCCAUUACUGAAUUCCACUAACCACUAUUCUGUGCAACGUUUAUGAAUUUGUAAGGGUACGUAAAUGCCGACUAACACUCACAAACAAUAUCAACAACAGGGUAAUUCAAAUCCUUACAAAUUAAGUUGAAUUAAUCCCUCGUUGAAAUCUAGACAUUAUAAAGGAAAAAAACGGAGUUUAGCAUAAUGGUGUGCUAUAUGAGCGCUCUUUGAUCACACUAUAAUUUCUGAAGAUAUUUAUUUAAGGAAUAAAACGUAAGAAGAACAAUGAGAAGGAAUUUAAUUUUAAGCGUACCGGUCAUGAUAUAUCAGAAAUAAAGUCAAUAAUACCAGGGUGUCUCGAUGCAAUUAUGAAGUAUUUUUGGAAAAAAAAAAGUAGGAUAGUUAUACAUUUUCUCAUAGGUAAUUAAGAUUCAACAGAUCAGUGCAUAUGUACGUAACUACUUAUCUACAAUAAUAGAUAGGAUGUUUUUAGAUUGAUUUAAUAAGUUUUUCUAACAUUUAACAGAAACAGAUGGUUGUUUACCAUAUUCUUUUCCUGAUGUUCGUACAGUGUUCCAAUUAUUCAUUUAUACGUGCAACCACUUUGGAUCGAAUAUGAUGCACAUAAUGAAAUCGAUGAACGAAGUGGGAUGUAACUCAGUGAUUAACAUUGCGUUUAGGUUUUCAGUAGGAAAUGAAUUGCUUUUCCUAUACCCUGACCGUGGUUACAUGAUAGGUUUUGUGGCUUUGAAUAUCUCACAUAACAUCAUAUUAAUGAGAUGUAAUUAGAGUUCUCUUGAUCUAAGUAGGAUUCAAGUGUCCUCAUCUUGAUACAGUUGAAUAGCUUAGUCUAUCCUAACACCGGUUCUAAUAACAGUUCUUACAUUUCAAGCAUAGUGCAACUAUUAUGUUAAUUUCUUAAGAAACAAAGCACAAUACUUUUUUACUAUUAUAAGAACUAUAGUGAAGUUCAUUUUGAAAACAAAAAAUUGUGUUUCGUGUACACCUAGUUGUUUAACAGGCUUUGUCUUGACCGAAUCAGACAAUACUAAGAAUGACUCAUAACAUUAUUCCAUCUAUUUGUUGUUGUUUUAAUUGGCUUCAUCGUUUCUUGAAACAUAAUUAUUUAUCUCUUAUUAAGCUUUAUGGUAGAGCAUAAAUGGUUUUGGCCAAUUCAUUCACUGCCAAUUUAUUCACAUACGUGGUAAGAUGGACAAACUAUAAUUAAGACACACCUACUCAAGCGAAUUCUAAAGUUAACUCAAUUGACAGCAAAACACACCUAAUUUUUAAUCAUUAAGUUAGCACAAUAUCAUGCUAACUUUCUUACUAUUGCUGUAAUUCAUUGGAUCGAUUAAGAAAGAAAAAUGGUUUGAGAAAACAGAUUUUUCCGAGUGAACAAUUCAUUGGUAAUGACUGCCUUAUUUUACUAAUACUGCAUAAAUAUUUUAUUUGCGUUUCACUAUAAUAUUGUAGUCGUACUGCUUAAACUCUUCAAAACAACUUGAAUUUGGUCACAGUAAUAUAAAUGAAAUUAUAUUCCUCUCCAAAUCUUGUAUAUUUUAUUGUUUUGGAUUUAUCUGUUCAUUUGCCAUCUAGUUGUGGUGUCUGGUACGUAUACAGACAUAUAUGAGUAGUAUGUAUCAAGAUUUGAAAGAACGAUUCUUACUGACAGAAGAACAACAUCAGGAGACGAGAAAGAAAAGCAGAAGUAGUCCGAGUAGCAACAUGAAUGAAAGAACGAUGGAGCUUUCGAGAGACAAUUCAAGGAAGAUGUGUACAUAAUACUUUCAAUGUAUUGUGUUCAUAUUUUACAAAUACAGUGUAUGCUUUUGCUUAAUACAACAAUGGUUUACCU